CACGCGUACUAUCCCAGGACGGGCUCCUUAGCUUUCUUUUGUUUAGCUAAGAUAGCGGCUAUCCAUAAGGAGAUGUGAGGAGUUGCGAUCCUGCACCAGGGAGCAUCCGGUGCCCUGUGAAACUGAGUUGACACCAGCAUGCUUGUGCCGUAGUGGGGCAGCGUUGGCACAGAGGGCGAUGGUAUCGACCAGGCGUUACAUUUAGUUCCUCUGCUCCGCAUUUGUGAAGCUCUCGUCAGUGGAGUGAAAAAAAGAGAGAAGAAAGGGGGCAAAAAGAGACCAUGUUCAGGCAACAGGAUAUGGGGAAACGGCGCGGGGCGAGCUCUCAGCCUGUUACACAAGUGCGUGGGGUGGAGGUGGCGCGAGGCCGCACGGGCUAUGGCUUCACACUGUCGGGCCAGUCACCUUGUGUGCUCAACUGCGUCCUGAAAGGCAGCCCUGCAGACUAUAUGGGCUUGCGUGCUGGAGACCAAAUCCUCAGUGUCAACGACAUCAACGUUUCUAAGGCCUCACAUGAGGACGUGGUGAAGCUCAUUGGCCGGUGCACUGGAGUCCUGCACCUGGUAGUGGCAGAGACCCACCAGCGCCACCACCACCACCAUCACAAUCACUCUCAUGCACAUCACCCUCACUAUCACCACCAGCAUGUUGACUCUUGCUCCAGUGACGAGGAGCUUGCUUACCAAGACCCCAGGGGUGCUUGGACCACACGGCCUAAGGUGGACUCGAAGACUCUGGGGAUCAACCGGGCGGAGCGCGUGGUGGCGGAGAUGCAGUCAGGGGGCAUCUUCAGCAUGAUCUUUGAGGGCGCCUGCUCGAGCCACUCGUCCAGCAGCUCGGAGAGAGCGGCAGCCGUUUCGUCCUCGGCCGCCAAGCCCAAAGGCAAACCCCGUCACCCUCUGUCCGAGUCGGACGCCUUCCCCUACCCCAGUACCCGCAGGCACCGCAGCCAGCCGGACUUGCUGUCUGAGGACGAGCUGGCCAAGGUGCUGCAGGCUGACGACUCGGUCUUCCUGGACGUGUUCGAGGUGGAGCCGCCAGCCCCCGCGAUCCUUCCCGACUCACCCGCCGGCGGUGGGGACGGAGACGGCAUCCUGAACGUGGGCAUGGUGGUGGGCUACCUGGGCUCCAUCGAGCUGGCGUCGGCCGGCGGCAGCCUGGAGAGUGACAGCCUGCAGGCCAUCCGCGGCUGCAUGCGGCGCCUGCGCGCCGAGCAGAAGGUGCACUCGCUGGUGCUGCUGCAGGUCAUGCUGGACUGUGUGCGCCUGCGCAGCGAGCGUGGCCACGUGCUGGCCACCUACCCGGCCGAGAAGCUGGCCUUCAGCGCCGUGUGCCCGGACGACCGGCGCUUCUUCGGCCUGGUCACCAUGCAGGCCACGGAGGAGUAUCGACGGCGCUGAGGAGGGGACGAGGCCGAGCUGCGCACCUCCUGCCACGUGUUCCUGGUGGACCCCGAGCUGUGCCACCACAAGGUCCACCAGAGCGUCGCCCGGCGCUUUGGCUUCGACUGCACGCCCGACCCGGACACGGGCGGCUGCCUGGAGUUUCCCCCCACCUCCCAGCCUCUGCUUCAGUUUGUGUCGGUGCUCUACCGCGACAUGGGCGAGUCCAUCGAGGGCGUGCGCGCGCGGGCCUUCCUGGACAACGGCGCCGUUGGGGCUGCGGCCGCCGCUAAUGCGGCCGCUGCUGCCGCCGCCGCGGCGGGCGACAUGGACGCGCAGCAGAACAACAGCACCAGCAGCAACAGCGACAGCGGCAUCGGCAACUUCCUGCCCGAGGAGAAGAGCAACCGUGUGCUGCUGGUGGACCUGGGGGGCAACGCCCCUGGCCGACACGCCCCCUCCGGGCCCUGGGAGUUCCCCCAGCCAGCACGCGGCCCUCCCCCGCCCCCGCCCCCCGCCGCUCACAGGAACGGCUACCGGCACGAGCCCCUGUCAGACCUCGCUGACGCGCCGCCCCUCUCCACCAGACACCUCAGCGUCUCGUCCAGGAUGGAGCUCCAGGGCCAUCCCUCCCGCUCGCACUACUCCAAGAAAGCAGCGGCCGGAGCAGCAGGGGCUCGCUGGCUGCCGGUGCACGUCCUGCGGGACUGGAGACAGCAGCACGGUCACAGCAGCGACCAGGAGUCGUACGCCGAGUCCACCGACGGCUGGUCCAGCGCCAACUGCAGCACUCUGCCGCCUCCCAUGAACAAGAUUCCGGCCGACCGCUACCGGGCGCCCGGGGAGAUAGUGGCCGCCGCCACCACGCAGCCCCACCGGCUGACCACGCAGAAGGACGAGUGGGCCAAGAAGCUGUUCGGCACAGACAAGGGGCUCCGCGAACACCAGAACGGAGCCAGGGGCAAAGACGGAGCGGAGAAGAAGGGCGGAAGGUUCCGGGGCUUGUCCCUAGGGUUCCCCCCUCUGCCCCAGCGUUCGGGAGGCCGUCGCUCGUUCGGCCGCUCCAAACGCCUCAGUCUGGCCCGCUCCCUGGAUGACCUAGAGUCUGCAGCGGUCUCCGAUGGCGAGCUGAACAGUGUGGAUCUGAAGGGCUGUGGCAGUGACAACAGCCUGAACAGCAACGCCAGUCUGCCCAGCGUGCAGUGCCACCGCCGGCACACCGAGCGCCGGGUGGCAUCAUGGGCCGUGUGCUUCGAACGCCUGCUGCAGGACCCUGUGGGCGUCCGCUACUUCUCGGAAUUCCUGAAGAAGGAGUUCAGCGAGGAAAACAUCCUGUUCUGGCAGGCCUGUGAGUUUUUCAGCCAUGUUCCAGAGACGGAUAAAAAGCAGCUCUCCCAAAGGGCCCGUGAGAUCUACAACAGCUUCUUGUCCAGCAAAGCCACCACGCCGGUCAACAUUGACAGCCAGGCACAGCUGGCCGACGAUAUCCUCAAUGCGCCCCGGCCCGACAUGUUCAAGGAGCAGCAGCUCCAGAUUUUCAACCUGAUGAAGUUUGACAGCUACACGCGCUUCCUGAAGUCGUUCCUGUACCAGGAGUGCAUGCUGGCCGAGGUGGAGGGCCGUCCACUGCCUGACCCCAACCAGAUCCCCAGCAGCCCCACCUCCAAACACAGCACCAGCUCCGACCGCUCCAACUUAUCCACGCCCAAGAAGGACGACAAGAAGAACAAAUCGGGGCGAUCCCUGAACGACGACAGCAAGGACGAGCAGUGUGACAAAAAGAAAGGGAUCUUCUUCUCCUGGUCCCGCAACAGGAGCUUUGGAAAAGGCCCCAAGAAAAGAGACCUGUGUGACUACAGUUUUACGGGCAGCAAUGGCCGACGCGAGUCCCAGGGCUCCCUGUCCUCAGGGACUAGUCUGGAGUUGGGCACCUCCGGCUCAGGCAAGAAUGAGGGUGACACGUCCCGGAACUCCAUGUCUCUGAUGGAGCGCGCUGUGAGACACUGUAGCAUCAACCUUCCGGAUGGUUCUUGCUGUUCGGUACCCAUCAGGCCCGGGGUGUCCAUCCGUGAGCUGCUGCAGGGCCUGUGUGAGAAGCUGUCCAUCAACCUUGCCGCCGUAGACCUCUUCCUGGUGGGAGGAGAGAAGCCUCUUGUGCUUGACCAGGACUGCAUGACGUUGUGUUCACGAGACCUGCGACUAGAGAAACGCACUUUGUUCAGAUUGGACCUGGUGCCAAUCAAUCGAUCCGUUGGGCUGAAGGCGAAACCCACCAAACCCGUCACAGAGGUUCUACGGCCCGUUGUGGCCAAAUAUGGACUCCACUUAGGGGACCUUGUGGCCAGAAUAAGUGGAGAGAAAGAGGCCCUUGAUUUAGGUCUGCCCAUAUCAAAUCUGGAUGGGUUAAGAGUGGUACUAGAUGUAGCUGACAAUGCCACAGGAAAGGUAGUGACCGACAAGCAGAAGUUGACCACCUCCAAGAGCCACGGCCCGCCGCUGAGUGCCAGGAGCCAGUCUGCAACAGGGGACGAGAAGGCAUCAGGGAAGGCCUCAUCUGUCAAAACCCAGCUGCAAGUGGAAAAAAGGCGGCAGAAAAAGAUUAAUAUAGACGAAGCAGAAGAGUUCUUCGAGCUCAUAUCCAAAGCUCAGGGCAAGCGAGCGGACGACCAGCGAGGUCUGCUAGACAAAAGUGACCUGAUGCUGCCCGACUUCCUGCGCCUGAACGACCAGAACGACGACGACUACGACGGCGGCUACUCUGACGGCCAUCGCGGCCGCAACCUACACCACGGCAACCACCUCCGCAAGCCCCUCCUGUGCUCCACGCCCGCCGCCGACCGCGUCCGGGGCCACGAGAACGGCUCGGCCCUGAGUGCCAGCCACCAGACGCAGAGCCUGGACUCGGGCGUGACUGGUGGCGGUGGUGGGGGUCGGGGGCCUGGCCGUCGCGCCCUCAUGCCCCCGUCCGGCCCGCGCCAGCGUCUGCCCCGUGCCCCUGGCCCCGGACCCUCAGCCUUCUCCCCGGUGGGGCCCUCGUCCUCGGCGGACUGGCCAGGCUCGGAGCAGGGUGGCGUGGGGCGCGCCCUGGAGGACGAGGAGAGCAUGGCGGACCUGACGCUGGUGGGCGAGGGCGAUAUCAGCAGCCCCAACAGCAGCCUGCUGCCCCCGCACGCCGCCAUGGCCGACGACCCCCCUCGCCAUGGCAACGGCCCCUCUGCGUCCGCUUCGGCCACCGCUGGCCAGGGACGUGCUGGAUCAGGCAAAGACAGGAGACUGCAGGAGGAGCGCUCCAGGGGUUAUAAGCCCUCCCAACACAAGAGGGUGCCAUCAGUACCACCACCACCAGCAGGAGCAGCUCCUCCACCCCCACCCAGGGCUCGGUCCCGCGAGCGACCCAGGAAGAUCUCCUCGUCUGCGGGCCGCGCACUGGACGUGGAUCGCGUCCACUCAGAGCCCAGGGGCAGGAGGCCCAGGGACGCUGGGCUGGGCCCCGGGAUGGACAGGGUGGUGGGGGACCUGCAGAGCCGCAGGGGCCGCAUGAGGACUGGGGUGUACCAGACCUCCAACCUGCCCUCCCUGCUGCCAGUCAGAGCCCAGCAGGACAGCCAGGCGGACAAGGGCAAGCCCAAGGCCACCUUCGUCUAGCGGCCACCAAGGACAAGGGCGAAAACAACAACCUACAGCAGCCACAAUACGCAUCUGUUUGUCUGGUGCCUUGUGGAUGAUGUACUUAUUCACUAUGGUUAAUGCAAAGACUUUCACAAACUCUUUAACUCACUUUGUGAGUUAUUAUGAAGGGGGUGUUGCCACCAAAUGGAGACCUGUCAAGUAUGGACAUUUGCACAUCAUACAAAAUAUUUUGUAAAAAGGUUUUAAUUCACAAUGUACACUAGUACUCUUUGAUACAGUUUAAAUUAUUUUUUUCAUUAACAGAAAAUAAUUUUGUCGAUUUAGUAGUGUUGGGUGUUACUUCUAAGGAUACUGCAAAGUGAAGUCAUGGAUUAGGGCACAAAGGAAACAACAUGCUGAACAUUAUUUACAAAUUAAACAUUGUAAGAUGGGUGCAAAUUGUACUUGAGCAGUUAACAAACUUGGUUGAGAGCCUCCUGUUCUCUCUGAAUGUUAAUAGUGAUGGUUCAGCAUGGGCUCUGUUGUACUGACCAUCUGGACUAGAAACUGAUUCUCACUGGCCAGAUGCUCUCCAGUGAAGAACAGACAGUAGAUCAGUAAUAUGGAGAUUUGUGAGGUUGGAAGAAAACAGUGAAAGAAAUAUAAAAAGAAGAUUACGCAGUCCACUCCUAUGAAAGAAGGAAACCGCACAAAAGGCAGGAAAGCAGGGACAGCCCAGAGGUCCUGAGGCAUUUCAUUUAGAGCUGCAGAAGUCUUCAUUUAUCCAUCACACAUUUGUCAAAUUAAAAUGUUAUGGUCUCUUG
Messenger RNA from Alosa alosa (allis shad), 5815 nucleotides. RefSeq names its product regulator of G protein signaling 12b (gene rgs12b). Gene Ontology annotation, biological process: signal transduction. NCBI's taxonomy places the organism in Eukaryota, Metazoa, Chordata, Actinopteri, Clupeiformes, Clupeidae. The record is from RefSeq and is a predicted model, not a curated record. Gene Ontology annotation, molecular function: GTPase activator activity; protein binding.